Molecule: messenger RNA, 958 nt
Organism: Amphiprion ocellaris (clown anemonefish)
Lineage: Eukaryota; Metazoa; Chordata; Actinopteri; Pomacentridae
Gene: gadd45gip1
Product: growth arrest and DNA-damage-inducible, gamma interacting protein 1
Exons: 2
Coding region: 23-715 (230 amino acids)
Cellular component (GO): nucleus
Source: RefSeq, a predicted model, not a curated record
CUACUUCCUCUAGUGAAGAAAGAUGGCGGCGUCCAUGUUAUGCAGGAGGACGGCGGCGUUAUGUCGGACUUUAAACGCCAUUUCAUCCCCUAAAGCUGUACUUUCUGCCAAUUCUCGGUGUGGGUUUCUACUGCAGACAGCUUCCUAUAACCCCAAACCCCUGAAGCUGAACCUGCGGGAUCCGUACAUCCCGGACAAGGACAGCGAGAAGACGCCGGAGUGGCAGAAGACGGCCCGGUACGACAGGAAGCUGUUCGGUCGCUAUGGCUCCGCGUCGGGCAUCGACACUGCCUCUCUGUGGCCCACUCCCGAGGAGCUGGAUAAAAUCACAGCAGAAGAAAAUGAGUGGCAUCCCCCGUUAGAGGUAAUGCUGAAGAAUGUGAAAGCAAAGGAGAAGCAGGAAACCGCAAGAAGACUGGCGAGGGAAAAACUCAUCGCAGCAAACAUGGCCAAAAUGCCGAAGAUGAUCGCCGACUGGCGCAAAGGAAAGCAUGAAACCAAACAGAAGUUAAAGGAGGAGAAGGCUCGCCGUGAAAAGUUGUUGGCCGAGGCCAGAGAGCGUUUUGGCGUCACAGUGGACCCCCGCAGUCACCGGUUCUUGGAAAUGGUCGCUGAAAUAGAAAAAGAGGAGAAGAAGAAGAGGAAACUAUUGAAACGCAGACUGCGAGAGGAGCAGGUGGCGGGCCCGGUUACACCUCCUGCCGCCUCCUCGUAGUCUCGGACUGAGUCACUUCAGACAGAAAUAACUGCCGGACCCUGGUCUGAAUACGAUGAAGAUGUGCUGCAGAACACAAUUCUCAUGGACCGAUUCUGCUUUGCGUUACCUCACAUCUUUUGUUGUCUUAUUUAAGAAAGCAGCAUCGUUUUUCUUCACUUUUCCUGCUAUAUCUGUUAAUUUUUCAGAAACUUACCAUAUAUAAAUCUGUCAUUGAAAUAAAUGUAACAUCUGUAGAGACUA